AGCACCGAACUGCCCCGGCUGGCCGCCAGGGACGCGGCCGCUGGCUACCCCGGAGCAGGCGACUUCUUGAGCUGGGCUUUGAGCAGCUGCGGCGCCGGGGGGGACUUAGCCGACUCCUGCUUCCUGGAGGGGCCUGCGCCCACACCCCCUCCCAGCCUAAGCUACAGUGGUAGCUUCUUCAUCCAGGCAGUGCCCGAACACCCGCACGACCCAGAGUCACUCUUCAACCUCAUGUCGGGCAUCCUAGGCCUGGCACCUUUCCCCGGCCCUGAUGUGGGAGCAUCCCGGUCUCCGCUGGACGCCUCUUUUCCCUCAGGCCCCGACGCCUUGCUGCCGGGUCCGCCUGACCUUUACUCCCCGGAUCUGGGCGCUGCCGCCUUCCCAGAGGCUUUCUGGGAGGCCUCGCCCGCGGCUGGCGCCCCCUCGCAGUGCCUGUUUGAGCCUCAGCUCUCCCCACCCGACGUCAAGCCAGGCCGACGGGCUCCUCCGGCCUCUCCAGCGCUGGACGCUGCCUCGGCUUUCAAGGGUCCCUACGCUCCCUGGGAGCUACUUUCAGCCGGUGCCCCAGGGAGCUGUGGGUCACAGGGAAGCUACCAGGCGCCCUCUGAAGCCCGUUUCCCCCCGAUGGGGACCAAGAUUGAAGAUCUGCUGUCCAUCAGCUGCCCCGCAGAGCUGCCGGCCGACUCGGCCAACAGACCCUACCCCACGGGGGCCUAUGACGCUUUCCCGCUGGCCUUGGGUAACUUAGGGGAGGGCGCCGAGGGACUCCCCGGGCUCCUGACCCCUCCAAGUGGGGAGGGAGGGAGUAGCGGCGACGGCAGAGAGUUUCUGGCUGGUACACAGCCUCAGCUUUCCCCGCUGGGCCUCCGCAGCGCCGCGACGGACUUCCCAAAACCUCUGGUGGCGGACAUCCCUGGGAGCAGUGGCGCGCCUGAGCCUCUCGGGCCGCCGGCCCCAUUACCCCCGGUUAAGGCGCGGCGCAAGGGGCGCCGGGGAGGCAAGUGCAGCGCACGCUGCUUCUGCCCGCGGCCGCACGCCAAGGCCUUUGCCUGCCCGGUGGAGAGCUGUGUGCGCAGCUUUGCGCGUUCCGACGAGCUCAACCGCCACCUGCGCAUCCACACCGGCCACAAGCCCUUCCAGUGCCGCAUCUGCCUCCGCAACUUCAGCCGCAGCGACCACCUUACCACACACGUGCGCACCCACACUGGCGAGAAGCCCUUUGCCUGCGACGUGUGCGGCCGCCGCUUCGCGCGCAGUGAUGAGAAGAAACGGCACAGCAAGGUGCACCUCAAACAGAAGGCGCGCGCAGAAGAGCGGCUCAAGGGCCUUGGCUUUUACUCAUUGGGCCUCUCCUACGCUGCCCUGUGAGGGAGAAAUAAGUUUGUAGAUUGGGGCGCCGCCGCCGGCCCGCGCGCCGGAGAAGACCAGGCCAGCCCCUCUCGCGGCUGGUCUUCCGGGCACGCCCGGGGGCGGCCUCUGGUCCGGCUUCCGAUUUCCCUUGAAGCGCCCGCUGCACACGCCCGUUCAGCACCGGCCCCGUGGACAGCUCCCGCCGUCCAGGCUCUGUCUCCGCGUCUGCCGCGCUGGGGGGGGGAAGCCCUCUCAGGCCUCCCACCGAGUAGGCAUUUCCUUGGAACUCAAGAGUGUUUUGUACUGGAGCUCGCCCCACGCAGUCCCUUAGUCCCCCGUACCCCCCAGAGAUAGGCUGGGGCAGCGCCGAGCCGGUCUCGAGCGGUAUUUUGUACAGCAAUGUCGUUUCCAGCAGUCAUUGGAUGUAACGUUUUGCUUUGGGGCUAUUUCCUGUUUGUUGUUAAUUUUUGUAAAGCAGACGCUACUCUCAAGCAGUUCGCAAAACUGUUUAUUUUUGCAAUUAAAAUUAUUGUGCUAAAAGCUUA
Miniopterus natalensis is the source of this 1895-nucleotide messenger RNA. It is a transcript of the gene EGR4, whose product is annotated as early growth response 4. The record is from RefSeq and is a predicted model, not a curated record. Gene Ontology annotation, molecular function: RNA polymerase II cis-regulatory region sequence-specific DNA binding; DNA-binding transcription factor activity, RNA polymerase II-specific. Gene Ontology annotation, biological process: regulation of transcription by RNA polymerase II. Lineage: Eukaryota; Metazoa; Chordata; Mammalia; Chiroptera; Miniopteridae.